GGCUCAGUCGAAACUGUCCGUCAUCGGGGUACGAUCGUCGUCAGUAGUGUCGUGGUCGUGCUGGUUAUCGUCGAUAUCUCCGGAAGUGUGUGCGGGUAUUUUGGAGAAGUUUGGUCAGAAAAGUGUUCUAAAGAUUCGGCGCAAAUUAGUGCCUUUCUAGCAUCUCCGGGGAAGUCAUCUACGAUUACCUCAGAAGGUUGCAAGGAAAGAAAAAUAUCGAUUGUGUAACAUCACUGUGUACCGCCGUGCUUCAAGAUCACUUUUCCUUGCGUGAGAAACAGAGUUGUUUUGUGUAAGCAAAAAAAGUUGCACUAAUUGCUACUCUUUUGCUAGCAUCACUUCACCAGUUUGUUUGUAAUUUUGAGCGAGAAAGAAUAAAUUCUUCCACAAAAAAAAGUUAACUUCUUGUGAUACCGUGAAGCGUUACAUAAAUCGUUGCACGGUGUUGUUCCGGUGCACUCGUUCCGCUCUCACCGUAAGCGUUCUGGAUGAAUUCUCUCUUGCUGCCAGUGCCAAUGCUCUCGUCCCCAUUGCUUCAAUGUCACAGUGAUAGUGAUUUUAUGUAAUCAGAAAUAUCGCCGAUCACUCGCAAACACCAGCCGGGCGCGCACCGAUCGAUCGUGCGAGCUCGAAAGAACCUCGAUUCCGCCCCGUCCAAACCGUCUGGCCGAUUUGAGGGAACAGAAGAAAAAAGAAAAACAAAACACUGUAACUCGUCUCGUCGCGUAACGUCUGGUCGCCGACUGCCGGUACAAAUACAACAACAUAGAAUUGCGCUAGAAGACGGGCUUUGGAAAGUUGUGUGAGGAAAAGUGGCGAUCGGGUAAAAAUAGUCAAGGGCCCACCACCACCUACGCGCGCCUACUGUUGGGAGUGGAACGGAGGGGGAACGGUUUCGUUAAAGGCCAGUCGCCAGUGUCGGGGUGCAUUCGCGUGCGAACAGUGUAGUGUUUGUGUGUGUGUUUGUGUGUGUGUGUGGGUGUGUACAAAGUUGAAGGCUUACAUAAUUACACCCAACCCCAGAAAGCAGAAAGCCCUAGACGACGAGAGCCUGCGCGGAGGAGAGGAAAAGUGGUUCGUUUUCCACGAUUAUAGGAUAGGAGAGAACGAACGAACCGAUUGGAAAGUGUUGCCGCUCCUCCACAUUCUACCCAGCCGAAGGUCAUCUGCAUGUCGGAAAUGGAAGUCCUCGAGGAGAUCCGUGAACAAUGCAAGGAGCUCAUCCUCACAGACAAACAGAUCGAGGAGAUAAUGCGACGGGUGAUCAAGGAAAUCAACCGGGGGCUGAGCAAAGAGACGCACGCCGAAGCGGACGUCAAAUGUUUCAUCACCUACGUACAGGACCUGCCAAAUGGGAAAGAGAAGGGUAAAUUUUUGGCCCUGGAUCUUGGCGGCACCAACUUCCGGGUGCUGCUGAUUCACCUGAAGGACGAGAAUGACUUCGAGAUGCUGUCGAAGAUAUAUGCCAUUCCACAGAGCAUUAUGCUCGGCAGUGGGACGCAGCUCUUCGACCAUAUUGCCGAAUGUUUAGCCAACUUUAUGAAGGAACACUCCGUGUACGAGGAACGUUUGCCGCUAGGAUUCACAUUCUCAUUCCCGCUAACGCAGCUGGGCCUCACCAAAGGUAUUCUUGCCCGGUGGACGAAAGGUUUCAACUGCUCCGGUGUCGUCGGCGAGGACGUGGUGCAGCUGCUGAAGGAUGCGAUCGCCAGACGCGGGCCAGACGUACAAAUUGAUAUCUGUGCCAUCCUGAACGAUACGACCGGCACACUGAUGUCCUGUGCGUGGAAGAAUCACAACUGCAGAAUAGGACUGAUUGUCGGUACGGGCAGCAACGCGUGCUACGUCGAGCGAGUGGAAAACUGCGAUCUCUUCGAUGGGCCCAAAUCGGGCCCGAACAUUAAGCAGCACGUGAUGAUCAACACCGAGUGGGGCGCGUUCGGCGACGACGGUGCGCUCGACUUUGUCCGCACCGAGUACGAUCGCGAGAUCGAUCAGCACAGUAUAAACCCGGGCCGGCAGCUGCAGGAGAAGAUGAUCUCGGGCAUGUAUAUGGGCGAGCUGGCCCGUCUGGCGAUAGUGCGGUUCACGAAGGCGGGCCUGCUGUUCGGUGGCGUCGGGUCGGACAUUCUCUUCAAGCGCGGCCAGUUCUUCACGAAGUACGUGUCGGAGAUCGAGUCGGACAAACCGGGCACCUACUACAACUGCCGGGAGGUGCUGGAGGAGCUCGGGCUGGAGCACGCGACCGACGAGGACUGUGCGAACGUGCGCUACAUCUGCGAGUGCGUCUCGAGCCGGGCGGCCCAUCUCGUGUCCGCCGGCAUUGCGGCACUGAUCAACAAAAUGGACGAACCGAGCGUGACGGUCGGCGUGGACGGUUCCGUGUAUCGUUUCCAUCCCAAGUUCCACGAUCUGAUGGUGCAAAAGAUCCGACAGUUCGUCAAGCCGCACAUUUCCUUCGACCUGAUGCUGUCGGAGGACGGUUCCGGUCGCGGCGCAGCCCUGGUGGCGGCCGUCGCCUGCCGCGAGGCACAAUAAGCGCGGGAGCGUUCCGCCUGUUUGCGGUUUCGCAUAGAAAAAAGGGCGCCGAGACGAAGAAACGAACCGACACUACCUUACACUAGAAUCGCACCGGCCCGCGCGCGCGCACGUGUUUUUGUAUCCAGUAUGGAUGGUGCACUCAUGUCGCUGAGCAAACCGUUCAUACCGUUACUCGCAGCAUUGCAAAUUUUGCGCAGAAAGGAUCCGUUGGACUGCAACUGUGAGCGUACCAACACCGUCUCCUCACACUCAACUCAGUCAGCGCUUGACUGCGGCAUGCGUCGUGCGAUAUAGUUGCGUUCACUCUUCUCACCCUAGCGUAACUAGUGAUUUAUAGAACAUAUUAUAUAUACAGACACACACACACAAACAUACAUAUUAUAUAUAUAGUGAAAGUGAAACCAUGUUGAUCAGUGAGUAGGCAAGCGCAAAGAGAUUGCGCAUCAUUUUAUUAGCAAAACCCCCAUGCGAAGCGUAGCUUCCGUGCUCCCAUGUCCUAAAAACAAACCCCACCAUUUAUUCUAACCCGCGGUAAUCACAAACGUUGGUAAGCAAAACGCUUGGUACCUUUGGCAAAACAAAAAGUUGUUAAAAAUGUCCCUGCCACGUGGAGAGGAAGCAGGUACAAACGCCCCUGUUCCUGUUUGGGAAGGGAAUUGUGUGCAAAAAAGGCAAACUUAGGCGAAGCAAUGGCAUUGAUGUAAAGCGUGGUAUAAGCGCUUUUCGAGGCUGUUGUCAAUGCUGGUUUCGAGAGCCAGGGCGAGCGUGUUGCUCUGUGGGCACAGCCCAUUCAUUGCCAUAAACAAGACGCGUCGUCUGUUAGCUAAUAUUGUCCACUAUUUUGGAAGGGUGAGCUAGAUGUUAUACAUUCGUUACAGCAACGCGCGAUGGUGAUUGUAGAUCGGUGCGUGGAUGUGUGUUCGUACGUUUCAGUUCCCAAAAUAAUAGCACUAAUGGUUACGCCAGUUACAACAACGACAGAAUGGGGGUGCUGCAUCGUUUCUGUAGCAGGUGGAAGAAAGCACGCGAACACACGAUUAUUUUGGCCAACGGAGGGUGCGUGCGCGCGUGUGUGUUUGUUUAUUUUUUUUUCAUUUGAAUUAGUUUAGUAGAUGUGUACAUUUGUUUUAAAUUAGUUAAAAUUAUUAAUGUUGCUGUAUUUCUCAGUUUUUUUGUUUCAUCUGCGGAAUAAGAAGAGCGAGAAUGUGGCAGUGCUUGUCGGUAGCGCGCAGUCGGAGAAAACGGGGUGAGGGAAAGAGGUAUGCUUUCGGUCGAGCUGAACUGGGUCCGAAAGACAGGGAUUAAUGGGUGUUGAAGCAUAUAGGGCGUAUCAAUACAUACAAUGAUAAGUUUAAAAAGAAAGCUGCAAAAAAAAAAACAAAUAAUUAGUGUAGAAAUAAAACAAAAAAAGCAGUAGUAGUAUCACACGCUAAAAACAAAACUAAAAAACAAAACAGGAUCAGGCAGCAAAGUGCAUACAACAAAAAUAAAACAAUAUACAAGCGUGCGUGUAUGAAGCUGUAAUAAAGUAGAGGAAUGUGAAGAGGAAAA
Messenger RNA from Anopheles arabiensis, 4092 nucleotides. RefSeq names its product hexokinase type 2 (gene Hex-A). Gene Ontology annotation, molecular function: D-glucose binding; fructokinase activity; mannokinase activity. The record is from RefSeq and is a predicted model, not a curated record. Lineage: Eukaryota; Metazoa; Arthropoda; Insecta; Diptera; Culicidae. Gene Ontology annotation, biological process: glycolytic process; intracellular glucose homeostasis; glucose 6-phosphate metabolic process. Bases 1171 to 2538 code for a protein of 455 amino acids. The transcript is spliced from 9 exons. Gene Ontology annotation, cellular component: mitochondrion; cytosol.